Penicillium arizonense is the source of this 1578-nucleotide messenger RNA. Its product is annotated as sugar porter family MFS transporter. Gene Ontology annotation, molecular function: carbohydrate:proton symporter activity. Bases 1 to 1578 code for a protein of 525 amino acids. Gene Ontology annotation, cellular component: membrane. The record is from RefSeq and is a predicted model, not a curated record. NCBI's taxonomy places the organism in Eukaryota, Fungi, Ascomycota, Eurotiomycetes, Eurotiales, Aspergillaceae. The transcript has 4 exons. Gene Ontology annotation, biological process: carbohydrate transport; transmembrane transport.
AUGGCUUUCUUCCUCGUCACCUUCUGCUGCGCCUUUGCUGCGCUGGGGUCGUUUCUAUUCGGGUAUGAUUCAGGCGUCAUCUCUUCCAGCAUCGAACAAGAGGCUUUUCUAGCCCGAUUCGGCUCUCCGGGGUUAUCUGAUGCCGCCGCGGGAGGAAUCAUCUCGUCUUACACCGGGGGGGCUAUCGUGGGCUCGGUCCUCGCCCCAUUCGUUUCCGACUACUAUGGCCGCCGAAUGGUCAUCUUCCUCGGUGGACUGCUUGCGAGUCUUGGGGCUGCCCUCCAGGGGGGUGCAGUCACAAUUGCGAUGCUGAUCGCUGGUCGAUUCAUCGCGGGGAUUGCCAUUGGGCAAAUGUCAGCUACUAUUCCUGUAUACUGCAGCGAGGUCGCCCCGCCUCAGAUUCGUGGCCUAUUAGCCAGUAUGCAGCAAUGGAUGAUCGGUCUGGGCAUUAUGGUUGCCCAAUGGGUCGGAUACGGAUGUUCCCUCCGCGGCGGAGUCUUCUCUUGGCGCUUCCCGCUCUCCUUCCAAGUAGUCCCAGCUUUCAUCCUAACCUGCGGCAUCUGGUUCCUCCCCGAAUCCCCACGAUGGCUCAUUGAAAAAGGCCGAGAAGGCGAAGGACGCUCAGUCCUCGCCAAACUCCACCUAAACCGCAGCGCAACAAACAACCAACUCCUCGAACACGAACUCUCCCAAAUUCACGAUAGCCUCCUCCAAGAGCACCAAAAAGCCGUCCGAUCCUGGCGCCAGCUCCUCACCUCCCCCCACUGGCGCCGCCGCAUCCUCCUCGCCUGCGGCCUACAAGCAUUCACGCAAUGCUCCGGCACAAACGUAAUCCAAAACUACGGACCGCGCCUGUACAAAUCACUCGGCCUAUCAACAUCCACGUCCCUGAUGAUCAUCGGAGUCUGGGGCGCGCUAGCGCUGUUCUGGAACACGGUGUUCAUGGCCUUCAUCGACAAAGUCGGACGUCGCAAACUCCUUAUUCCGUCUUUGUUUGGUAUGGGCGCGGUCAUGUGUGUCGAAGCCACGCUCGCGCGGUAUAUCGACUUUAGCGAUCCAAAGGCGAAUCCGGAUGCGCUGCGCGCUGCCAUCGCCAUGUUCUUUGCAUUCUCGUUCUUUUUUACUGCGCUGGGUAUGAUUUCUUGGAUUUACCAAUCCGAGAUCUUCCCGACGCCUAUUCGGGCGCGUGGUUCGUCUCUGGCUACGGCGACGAAUUGGAGUCUUAACCUUAUCUUUGCGCAGUGCUCGCCUAUUGCAUUGACGGAUAUUGGAUAUAGAUAUUUCUAUUGCUUUGUUGGGUUUAAUUGGGCGGCUAUGGUUGUUGUUUGGGCCUUUUAUCCCGAGACCGCGGGCCGUUCUCUCGAGGAGGUCGAGGAUGUUUUCUCUGGGAAGUCAGUGGUUGGGUUGUCGGAUCAGGGUACUGGUGAUGAGACUACUGUUGUGGCUACGGCGCCGCGCUCACAGAUUCGACAUAAGGGGUUACAUCCGCUGUCCAUGCAUCCCGCCGAUGAUACUGUCAGUAUUAUGGAGACUAGUCUUAGCGGGUCUGAGAAGGGGAUUGACGUGAAAGAGGUCUAG